This is a messenger RNA of Nicotiana attenuata, 969 nucleotides long. Its product is annotated as craniofacial development protein 2-like. The transcript has 2 exons. Gene Ontology annotation, biological process: chromatin remodeling. Bases 1 to 969 code for a protein of 322 amino acids. Gene Ontology annotation, cellular component: nucleus. Gene Ontology annotation, molecular function: catalytic activity. The record is from RefSeq and is a predicted model, not a curated record. NCBI's taxonomy places the organism in Eukaryota, Viridiplantae, Streptophyta, Magnoliopsida, Solanales, Solanaceae.
AUGAAUGAAAAUUUGGCAGUAGUGGACGAUGUGAGAGUAAGGUCAUGUCCUCGGGUGGGGUCCAGGGGUGGGAAGGGGGGUAAGAAAGCCUCUAGGCUGAGAAUUGGGUCUUGGAACAUUGGGACGUUGACGGGGAAGUAUAUAGAGUUAGGUAAGAUUCUACAGAAAAGGAAGAUCAACAUAGCGUGUGUUCAGGAGACUAGAUGGAAGGGUACUAGGGCACGAGAUGUAGACGGGUUUAAACUUUGGUACUCAGGGAGCGCUGGGGGUAAGAAUGGGGUAGGCAUUUUAGUAGACAGGGACCUCAGGGAGCUCGUGGUUGAGGUUAGGAGGGUAGAUGAUAGGUUGAUGAGUAUUAGGUUGGUAGUUGGUGGGUUUACUGUAAACGUGAUUAGUGCUUACGCUCCUCAGGUAAGGUUGGACCAGGAGGUCAAGAAGAAAUUUUGGGAGGAUUUGGACGAGAUGGUGCGUAGUAUCCCGCACACAGAGAAUCUGUUCAUUGGCGGAGAUUUCAAUGGCCAUAUUGGGGAUAGUGCUAGGGGUUAUGAUGAUGUGCAUGGCGGGUACGAUUUUGGGGUUAGGAAUGAGGGAUGUAAUUCGCUGUUGGAUUUUGCUAGAGCUUUUGAUUUGGUUAUAGCUAACUCGAGUUUUCUGAAGAGGGAAGAGCACUUGGUCACUUUCCGGAAUUCAAUGGGCAAGGCUCAAAUUGAUUUUCUUCUCUGCAGGAAAUGUGAUAAAGGUCUGUGCAUUGACUGCAAGGUCAUCCCAAGUGAGCAUCUCACGACUCUACAUAGGCUCCUAGUUAUGGACCUGGAGAUUAAGAGGAGUAGGAGGAAGAGGGCGGGGUGCAGGAAACCUAAGAUCAAGUGGGUUAACUUGACCAAGGACAAAGCUCAAGAGUUAGGGAAGAAGUUGUUGGCUAUGAGGGCCUGGAUGAGUAGGGGGACGCAUCUAGUAUGUGGUUCAUGA